Messenger RNA from Odontomachus brunneus, 2206 nucleotides. Its product is annotated as von Hippel-Lindau tumor suppressor homolog. The record is from RefSeq and is a predicted model, not a curated record. Lineage: Eukaryota; Metazoa; Arthropoda; Insecta; Hymenoptera; Formicidae. The transcript is spliced from 4 exons. The coding region runs from base 1063 to 1560 and encodes 165 amino acids.
CGUCGUUAGUCACGGAACGGUCGCGGCGCACAGUAGGUGUUCGCGAGAGACAACUCCGUAUUUUCUGCGAUUUCGGCUCGCCAAAGGUGAGUUUCGUGCUUGAUUUAUUACCUUUGAGAGUGCUGAAAGUAAGAUUUGCACCUCGGUUAUAUUAAAAUAUCGUUUAACAGUCGCUGAAAGUGGAUAUUUCGUGGAUCGAGCUGUCGCGCGAUCGUCACGUAAUGGCGACUCCGAAAUCAGCUCGUCGAGCCUAUUUUCUCGCGCGCGAAUAAUCGUCGUUGGGAGAGCCGAAAGUAAAUUCCGUGCGUUUUCCGUGACAAAAUAUCGUUAAAAUGUCGCCGAAUAUUUCGUGAAACGGUCAGUCGGAAGUGCCGAAUAAAGCAUCGAGCGUUCGUCGUGUUAUAGCCUAAAAAUAUAACUGUUUGAGCGGGCGAGAUACUGUGCUCAAGUUCUCAAGUGAGAUAUUUAUCAGUCGAAAGAGAUCUGACUUGGAAAUGGAAUACGCCGUCGUAUCCUUCGGUUCGAAGUGAAUAACAGAGCGGCGUUACGCGCCACCGGCGCGCAGUCACUUACGCCAUCAUGCGGCUAAGUGACCAACUGUCUUACGCGCGCGCCGGACUCUCUCAGAGGUCGCGAAGUGUCUGUGCGUGUUUUGACGUGACGCGUGAUAUGUGUGGACGGGAGAGUGCAGCGAGACUGUCACGGCUAUUUCACGGAGGUGAUGCGAUGUGACGACUUGCUUCCGCAAGACUAUUCCACAUUCGGUGACGAGCAGCUCGGAGACGACGAUUGACAGCGGACACAGCGUCUCCGACGUUGUAGCGACUUGAAACAAGGAUCACUGGAUAGGGAAAAUCUCCGCGCUUCCGACGGACGUGAAAUCGUCUUUCCACGGAGUGAGGACCAAAUAAUAUUAUCAUUUCUCGAGACGAGAGAAGGAGGCAAGAUUUGUAAAGACUCGAGAAAGCGAAUGAAAGAAAAGGAGAGUGAAAAAGAGAGAGAGAGAAAGAGACUCCAUUACGGAAAUAAGAAGAGAAGAAACAGACAGAAGUAAAUUGCAAAAUGGAAAAUCAAGAUCCGCCGAUGCUGCGGUCGAUCAACAACCAGCACCGAUCGUACGUGAAAUUUAUUAACCAAACAUUUCGCCCGGUUAGAUUGUACUGGAUCGAUUAUCAAGGGAACGCGAUUAGUUACGGCGAGCUGUCAUCUGGGGACUACAUAGACAUAAAUACAUUUGCGACUCAUCCGUGGAUUUUCGUCGACAGCGAGACGGGGUACAGGUACAGAGUGAAUCAGAAGGACGUUUUCUUCCCCGAGCCGUGGUUCAAACACCGCGACAUAAGUAACAGGCUGAGCAAUGACGGGCUGCCGCAAAGAGUCCAGAGGACUAACGUGUACAUCACCCUGUCGGUGUGCACUCUGCGAGAGCUAUCGCUGAGGACCAUCAGGAAGUGUCUCAGGUACGAUCGACAGGCUUUUCUCCUCGACAUUCCGCGGAGUCUUCAGUACGAGCUCGCUAUGAUGCUACGGAGCGACGUGGCGGAGUAUUUUCUUUCGUGAAGAGGAAAAAGGGUAGUUUGCGCGACUCUCUUUAUGUUUUAUUACGUAAGUGACACGUGUACAUAUGCGCGCAUGGUGUGUACAUAUGAGAAUAUGAUUAAGUGAAAUGUGAAUAUGUGCGCCUUUUCGACGGGAUAUAUUUUGCAAUCAAUACUUUCGUUAAACGAAAGUAGCUCUUUUCGAUUAGUCAACGCUAAAGACAGUGUUCGUUUCGUGAUUUAAGGAUAUUAAGUGACAGCGAGAUGCAAUUAAAUGUUUGUUCGUAUUUACGACAGCGAGAAAAGACUUGAAAAGAAAUAGAUGUGUUUGAUAGAGAGCUAGGUGUAUUGGGUAGACUUUGUGAAAAUAGUUGUAUUGGAUAUCGUACUUGCUAAGAAAGAUUCUUCUUUUUAAGUAAGCAUCUCGAAGAAAAAACAAUUUUAGGAAUAGGUAGAGAGAAAGAAAGAAAGAGAAAGAGCGGCGUAAAGUUGCCCGUUUUAUUCGUUUUGCCACAUUUCACGCAUACUUAUUUUUGUAAGCGGGCGAUAAAUUAAUGUUAAUAUUUUAUAUUUUCACACCAUACAUUUGUUAUUUAGCAUCGCGUCCUAAUAAUAUAUGUGCAAAUAUAUUUCUGUACUUUAGAAAAAAUGAAUGAUACUGCACACAG